AAUUUAAUACCCAAAAAGAAAGCCCAUCAACCCAAAGCUAUGGAUGGCUCUACCGGUGAUUAAUACUGCGUAUGAGUAAACCCUACCCUCAUCCACUUUGCGUCGUGUCUGCAUGGCGACCCCCCCAUGCUCAUCCUCAAUCGAGCCCGAGUUGAAGAAACCAAAACUCGAUCAUGGUGGUGAUCAAUGUGAGGUGGAAAGUUUUGAGGAAGAACCUGAAGAAUGGGAAUUUGAAAAGGAAAUUUUACCUCAAGAUUUCCAGGAUGAACUCUAUGUUGAACUCUGCAACUCGGCUCUUGCUUAUUACCUGGAUAAGCAUCCAGGAGAAUCUUAUGGGUUCAAGAACAUGAAAGGGGGGUAUUGGUGGUUUGUUUGGCAAACUGCGACUUAUGUGUUGGAAUUUUGUGCUGAAAAUAUGAACAUGGAUGAUACACGUCUACAAAGCUUUAGUGCCAAGGUUCUUUGUCAUCAUCGGAAGGAGCCUGAACUUUUAGAAAUAAAGAAAUGUGUGCUACUCGAAGAUGGGGUUGAACAGUUUGAGAAAUGGGAUAGGUUUGGUGAUGCUAUGCCAGAAAUUCCGCUUGAAGAUCUUAAGAAAAGAGGAAAGGAAUAUGAAAAUGCAGUUGAACUUUGCAGAUUGGCUCUUCAAGAUUACCAAUCUAACCAUCCCGAAGAAUGUUAUGAGUUUGUGAGCCUGAAGAAGGUGAAACGUUAUCUCUUUCGUGGUUUUCAGUACAAACUUGUAUUUCUUGCCAAAAACACGACUCUUGAUGACAAUCCUCUGGCAACCUUUCAAGCCUUGGGUUUUCACCUCGUGCGAGCUGUUGAAGUACAUGAAUGCGAGACCAUUGGAUAGGGUUAUGGUGGCUAUCUUAUGUUUGCCCGCCCUUAUUGAAUGCCAAUCUGAGGUAUGAUGCUUCUUCAGUACUUUAUGGGUGGAAUUCUGUUUCAUUUGGCAGUUGGAUAUGUUCAUUUCAUGGGGUUGAUUGUUUUGAUUUCUUGUGGUUACGUUGUUUAGUAGCAACUCCGACUGGAUGUAGGAUACGAUGAUAUAUGUCCGCCAAUCCACCAUCCAGAUUCCAGGCACCCAUCACGUAUUAACGUCUAUAUGUAGCUUAUUUUAGGGCCAUGUAGUGUUAGCAGAGGAAACACUCAACGUUAAUGUAUAUUCUGAUUGGAGUAAUCCGAACUGAAAUUCCCGCUCUAAGUUUCUGGGUAUUUACGAAUGUAUGAAGACGUGAAGAGACAUUAUAUCGAAGCUGUUCAUAUCAA
Messenger RNA from Cuscuta epithymum, 1272 nucleotides. NCBI's taxonomy places the organism in Eukaryota, Viridiplantae, Streptophyta, Magnoliopsida, Solanales, Convolvulaceae. The record is from the annotation of a GenBank genome assembly.